Messenger RNA from Asparagus officinalis (garden asparagus), 819 nucleotides. Its product is annotated as transcription factor bHLH95-like. The transcript is spliced from 2 exons. Lineage: Eukaryota; Viridiplantae; Streptophyta; Magnoliopsida; Asparagales; Asparagaceae. Gene Ontology annotation, molecular function: DNA-binding transcription factor activity; protein dimerization activity. The record is from RefSeq and is a predicted model, not a curated record. Gene Ontology annotation, biological process: endosperm development; regulation of DNA-templated transcription.
AUGUCUGACGAAGGAGGAGCCAACGGAGCCAAGGCGAGCUUCCUAUGUCCGGAGUCUGAUCAGCCGUGGAGCUUCUCAAACUUCGAUAACUCUGGUAGUGAUCAUCAAAACAUAGUAGUGUUGGGGUCAAAACCUAAUAGUCCUAUAGUUGGGCUUAAAAUAGAUGGAGAUCAAGAGAAGACAGAGGGUAAGAUUAAUGGUUCUUCCUCGUCGAAAGGAAAAGGAGAAGCUUCUGAUGACCAUGAGAUGCAUAUAUUGACAGAGAGGGAGAGGAGGAAGAAGAUGAGAAACAUGUUUUCUAAUCUUCAUGAGCUCAUCCCUCAUCUCCCUUCAAAGGCAGACAAAUCAACCAUCGUGGAUGAAGCAGUGACCUACAUAAAAUCCCUUCAACAAACCCUUCAAAACCUUCAACAACAAAAGCUAGAGAGAAUGCAAGUACAAGCAUCAUCUUCAUCUUCAUUAUUCCCUCCAGUAUUGCGAACUCCUCAAUCACAAGCAAUCAACAACUCAAGGGAGUCAUUCUUAGCUACUGCGCCAAUGUCACCAACUUUAAUGCCAAUGCCCCGACUCUCCAACUCUUUUCAGGCAUGGUCAACCGAUAAUGCAAUGCUCAAUGUGAGCGGUGAACAUGCGCAUAUUAGCAUUAGCACUGUGAAGAAGCCAGGGACUCUAGCUAACAUUUUUUAUAUAAUGGAGAAAUACAAACUUGAGGUGCUACUUUGCACUGUGUCUUCUGAUUAUUUCAGAAGCAUGUACAUGAUCCAUGCCCGUGUAAGUAUUGCUAACUAACAUUCUCUUCAAUUAUCUCCCGCCUCAUGA